Molecule: messenger RNA, 1096 nt
Organism: Theobroma cacao (cacao)
Lineage: Eukaryota; Viridiplantae; Streptophyta; Magnoliopsida; Malvales; Malvaceae
Product: protein FAR1-RELATED SEQUENCE 1-like
Source: RefSeq, a predicted model, not a curated record
CGUGGCUUCAGUCGUCCAGAAAUUUGCCACGUGUAUUUUCCUUAAAAUGGUCCAGUUUUCGAAUUUGUCAUCUUCUUUUCUCUUCUUUCUGAUUCCUCACCAUCCGUUUUCUCUAAUUUUCUCAGAACAAACGGAGCAGAAGAAACCCUCUUAGUUCGAUGGAUGAACUAGUGGAUGAUGUAGAUGGAAGAUUAGAAGCUUCUACCGGGGAUGAAUCAGAUAUGCAUGAGUAUGACUCAAUUCAGGAACCAUACGUGGGCAUGAUAUUUGAAUCAGAAGAAGCUGCCAAAAUAUUUUAUGAAAAUUAUGCAAGACAGAGAGGAUUCUUCACACGUGUUCUAUCUUCACAUAAGUCAGAGCUUGAUGGGUUACUCAUCUCUCGUGGACUUGGAUGUAGGGGUUACUUUGAUAAUCAGUCAGAAGUUCACCUUCAGAAGCAGGAAAAGCAACGCGAAAGCUGCUCAGCAAUGAUUCAUUUGAGGAGAGAUAAGACUGGGAGAUGGGUAAUUAAGAAAUUUGUGAGGGACCAUAAUCAUCCAUUGGUGAUUCGGUUGGAAGAAAGUUGCAGAAGACUUGAUGAAGAGAAGGAUAAGAAAAUUCAAGAAUUAACUGCAGAAUUGCGGGUUAAGAAGCGGUUAAGUGCAUCAUACCGUGAACAGCUAGUAGCAUUUAUGAAAGAAGUUGAAGACCACAACUAUCACAUAUCAAUGAAAGUUCAAGCAACUUUGGACAAUUUGAAAACGCUUGAUGCUAAAGUACAUGAGCUUUUACACGGCAGAUAGCUUCCGCAUAGCUUCCGCAUGCAGAGUAUACCAUAUCUUCUCUUUCCGUAUUGCCUGAUUGUGCCUCUUUGUUCAUGAAAUCUCUUCUUUACUGGAAAUGAUUAGUUUGUGGUUGAAAAGCUAGGGGUAUUAGAGAAAAUCUAGAUGCUUUACUGCAGAAAAGGGAGGUAAUGGAAUUGAUGAAUUCUUGAUCUUUCCCACAAUACUGAGAUCAUUAGAGUACAUGAUAUCGACCUUUUCCUUGUAAUUUUGUUAGUGGUAACCAGAUUGAUUUGGCCUCUAGUUAAGGAAACUUGUUUAUUGUCUUCUUUGUA